ACUGGUGUUCAUUGUUGUCUCUUCCUGUUUGGUGUUGCCUAGUUGUCAGAAGCAUGUUGGACUUGAACUACUCCUAUCAGUUGAGACGCAGAAAGACAGCUCAUCUACAAUCUCUGACAGCACAGUGAUUUUUGGGCUUUCUCUCUCUCUCAGCUGUGUGUCACUGCGACUCACUGUAAGCCAGCCAAACAAGCUGACAUGGCACUUAUGAAUCCCCAAGUAAAGCCUCAGGCAGAGAUGUUGCCAGUAAAAUCCAGAGGCUAGUUAAAAAUAACUUAUUUCUCUCUGAGGGAACGAAGCAGCAGCUACCCAGGUGUGACUGGUCAUCUAAUGUGGGAAUGACUAGAGAAACUUUCAUUCAUCAUUUCACUUGAAUACAUUCAAUGGCAUGGCACCGUCAGAGGACAGUGUGACUGCCUGGAGCUGUAAGCAGGUGGCCCAGUGGCUGCAGGAAGAAGGUUUCGGGGAGUAUGUGGAGCUAUUUUGCACCCAGCACCGCCUGGACGGCCCCAGCCUGCUGGCUCUGACUGAGGCUGACCUGCGCGGGCCUCCGCUGGGCCUCACUGUGCUGGGAGACAUCAAGAGGCUGACCAUAGCCCUCCGCCGGCUCCAGAGACAGAACCAGGCCCAGCUGGAGGAGCUGGGUCUCCGGCCUACAGCUGCGCUCUCGCUGGCUGCCACAGGGGUCGAAUGGAGCUGCGACGGAGCCGACAGGAGGUAUAACGGAGGUGAUCGCUCGUGUAACGGGACUGAGCUUCGGCUGAGGAACGGUGAUAGAUCUGGAUACGGUUCAGGAGCGGCGCUGUGUCAUGCACACUCCAACGGGAGGUGUAGGGAGCACCUGGCUGGCAGAUUGGACCCAGAGGUGUGGAAGACAGUCAUCAGCUCCUUAUAUGUCUUUUCUGUGUUUGGAUUCACAUCUUUUGUCAUGGUCAUCGUACAUGAGCGAGUCCCGGACACAAGGACAUACCCACCACUGCCUGACAUAUUUCUGGACAGUGUUCCUAGAAUCCCUUGGGCUUUUGCAAUGGCUGAAGCCUGUGGCCUCAUCCUGUGUUACAUGUUUCUGUUGAUCCUGCUCCUUCACAAACACAGGUCCAUUCUCUUCAGGCGACUGUGCUCUUUGAUGGGCACUGUAUUUCUGCUUCGUUGUUGCACCAUGUUUGUCACCUCACUCUCUGUGCCUGGGCAGCACCUGAAGUGUGCCAGUAAGACGUACGGUGAUACCUUGGGAAAGAUACAGAGGGCACUAGCGAUCUGGAGUGGAUUUGGGAUGACUCUGACAGGCGUCCAAACGUGUGGAGACUACAUGUUCAGUGGACACACUGUUGUCAUCACAAUGCUCAACUUUUUUGUGACUGAAUACACUCCACGAACCUGGAAUCUGAUUCACACUAUCUCCUGGGUGUUAAACCUGUUUGGGAUUUUCUUCAUUCUGGCGGCUCACGAGCACUACUCCAUCGAUGUGUUCAUCGCCUUCUACAUCACUACCCGCCUCUUCCUCUACUAUCACACGUUAGCCAACACCCGUGCCUACCAGCAUAGCCGGAGGGCGCGCAUCUGGUUCCCCAUGUUCUCCUUCUUUGAGUGCAAUGUGAAUGGACCUGUCCCCAACCAGUAUCACUGGCCCUUCAACAAACCUGCCUUCAUGAAAACUCUGAUUGGAUAGAGUAUACUUUCAAAGGUCAGCGGCUGCAAUGUGAGUGGACUGUAAUAUUAAAGAGAAUGAAACUUU
Messenger RNA from Siniperca chuatsi (mandarin fish), 1735 nucleotides. Its product is annotated as sphingomyelin synthase-related protein 1-like. The transcript is spliced from 8 exons. Gene Ontology annotation, biological process: ceramide biosynthetic process. The coding region runs from base 389 to 1669 and encodes 426 amino acids. NCBI's taxonomy places the organism in Eukaryota, Metazoa, Chordata, Actinopteri, Centrarchiformes, Sinipercidae. Gene Ontology annotation, cellular component: Golgi membrane; endoplasmic reticulum membrane. Gene Ontology annotation, molecular function: sphingomyelin synthase activity; ceramide cholinephosphotransferase activity; protein binding. The record is from RefSeq and is a predicted model, not a curated record.